Molecule: messenger RNA, 549 nt
Organism: Colletotrichum fioriniae
Lineage: Eukaryota; Fungi; Ascomycota; Sordariomycetes; Glomerellales; Glomerellaceae
Source: RefSeq, a predicted model, not a curated record
AUGAACGAUAAAGGCUUUGUCGAAGAUGCUAUAAGGCCUAGGCUGACCUGCACACUGAAGUAUCACAAAGAAGAAUUAGCGACAGAAGAGCAAGAAGUUAUGGACCAGCUUUACCGCGGCUGGUUGCAUUACUGGAACAAGGAGUCGCGCGAAGACUACCACAAUGGAAUGGUGGGCGCUCGACGAUUCUAUGAUUUUGAUGACAUGCUCAGCUACGACAUGUUCGGCAACACCAUCCGGGGCAGCUUCAAAGAGCACUUUGACUCCAUCUUCCCGUAUUGGAACGACGGCAAUAUGGAGUACAAGGACAUCGAGAUCACAGCUCUGUCCAAAGAGUAUGCCUAUUCCACCAUGAUACAGCAUACUUGGGGAACAGCUGGCGGUGUGCCAUUUGACACAGCUUUUAGAAGGACGGGCAUCGCACGGAAGAACGCAGAUGGGCAGUGGAAGUGGAUUCACGAGCAUCUGAGCUUCCCCACCAAUAUGGCCACCAAGGCCGCUGACUUCACCAGCUCGCUGGAUCCCCUGAAGGCGACCAAGAUGGAAUAA